CCUCACACUCAUUAUUCCCACUACCUUACAUUUGCGCGUUCCUCAAUCGCUAGGAUCUCGAGCGUUUCGAGCUCGAGACUGCGAUCACUACUGCCUUUCGUCACGGUGCCUUCUAUCUUGUCCACGAAAAUCUUCAUUUCUCCCCUCCGUAUUUCAAUCUUCGCAGCCGGAUCUGCAUUUGAGCCUUGCUCGAAGCCGGCUAUUUGGCGAAGCACUCCGCUCCUCCUCACAUUUGCCUCACAGAAGCGCGGCUACGCUAAAAGAAAGAUGCCUCCUAAGAAGGCAGUUAAGGAAGAGAAGAUCCUGCUGGGCAGACCGGGCAACAGCCUGAAAAGUGGUAUCGUCGGCCUUGCUAAUGUCGGCAAAUCUACACUGUUCCAAGCUAUCACAAAAUGUUCUCUGGGCAACCCAGCAAACUUUCCCUACGCAACCAUAGAUCCUGAAGAGGCCCGAGUCAUUGUGCCGGACGCUCGUUACGACUGGCUGUGCGAACACUACAAGCCCAAGUCACAAGUCCCCGCCAACUUGACAGUCUACGACAUUGCCGGUCUGACUCGAGGAUCUUCAACUGGUGCCGGUCUUGGAAAUGCUUUCUUGUCACAUAUUAGAGCCGUAGAUGCUAUUUUCCAAGUCGUUCGGUGUUUUGACGAUGCCGAGAUCAUUCACGUCGAAGGAGAUGUCAAUCCGACGCGAGAUCUGGACAUCAUCUCAGAGGAGUUAAGGUUAAAAGAUAUUGAGUUCGUCGAGAAAGCAAAAGAAAAUCUAUCAAAACAGACGAGAAGAGGCGGUCAAAGUCUGGAGAUGAAGAAGUUGAAAGAAGAAGAGGCUACAGUCGACAAGAUCCUGGCAUGGCUUAAAGACGGUAAAGAUGUCAGAAAGGGUGAUUGGAGUCCCAAAGAGGUCGAAGUGAUCAACCCAUUAUUCCUGCUCACUGCCAAACCGGUUGUCUACCUGAUCAACCUGUCAGAAAAGGACUACCUCCGACAAAAGAACAAAUACCUUCCUAAGGUCAUGGAAUGGAUCAAGACGAAUGCCGCGGGUGACCCGGUCCUGCCUAUCUCUGUUUCCUUCGAGGAGCGUCUCGCCAGCAUGACCGAUGAGGAGGCAGCCGAAGAAUGCAAAAAACUUGGCGCGAAAUCCGCCCUUCCUAAGGUGAUUGUGACUAUGCGUACGGCUCUCAAUCUAGCCAGCUUUUUCACAACCGGUACAGAUGAGGUCCGGCAGUGGACAAUACGGAAGGGCAUCAAGGCUCCCCAGGCUGCAGGUGUGAUUCAUACGGAUUUCGAGAAGACCUUCAUUCAGUGUAUCGUAUACAAUUAUGAUACGUUGAAAGAGUAUGGAGACGAAAACGCCGUGAAAGCGGCAGGUAAAAUCAUGACCAAGGGCAAGGAAUAUGUUGUCGAAGACGGCGAUAUCCUCCUGAUCAAAGCUGGUGCUGCCAAAGCUUAGGUUAGCAACGCCUCUCACGAUACAAACCGACAAAGACUACAAUGCUCAGCGGGGGAAAGAGUACGACUUAUUGACUUUUGCCAGAACAGCCAAUGCCUCCUGUGUCUCGAUCUGUAGCAUGGUCGGCGCCAUUUCGUUCAAGUCUUUUAAGCCUUUUACGGAUGCGAAGGACAAUAUCAAAACGCAGUGACUGUUUGCUCAGAUCAAGGAUAGAGAUUUUGUUGAUACCCACAUCACGCAAUGACAGUAAUUGGCUUGAACGGAACUUCCUCCUUCACUCGGGUAUAUUGUCCUCGCUUCAUGACCGCAGUCGUAUGCAUUACAUUGG
Molecule: messenger RNA, 1777 nt
Organism: Exophiala xenobiotica
Lineage: Eukaryota; Fungi; Ascomycota; Eurotiomycetes; Chaetothyriales; Herpotrichiellaceae
Product: GTP-binding protein YchF
Exons: 4
Coding region: 268-1449 (393 amino acids)
Cellular component (GO): cytoplasm
Molecular function (GO): GTP binding; ATP binding; ATP hydrolysis activity
Source: RefSeq, a predicted model, not a curated record